Molecule: messenger RNA, 3442 nt
Organism: Numida meleagris (helmeted guineafowl)
Lineage: Eukaryota; Metazoa; Chordata; Aves; Galliformes; Numididae
Gene: DTX3L
Product: deltex E3 ubiquitin ligase 3L
Exons: 5
Coding region: 131-2602 (823 amino acids)
Biological process (GO): Notch signaling pathway; protein ubiquitination
Source: RefSeq, a predicted model, not a curated record
UUCCGGUGCCCGAAGCCCACGCGUUCCAUCGGGCGCAGGGCAACGGGGACCACGCCCGGCAGGCACAACAGCCUCUCGCCCGCAGGUGAAGCUCCGCAGGCUGCACCGCCGUAAGCGGAAGCGGCCCUCGAUGGCCGUCCUGCAGCCCGGCUCGGCCGUCCCCCGUCGGCGCUCAGCGGCAGCGCCCCGCCCCGGCCCGGCCGCCCCGCGCCCGGCUCUGCGUCCUUGGCCCCCGCCGGCCGCGUGCUGCUCCGCGCCGCGGGCCGCUCUCCUACCUGGUAGCUGCCCAUUAACUCAGCGCCGCCGCCGCUCUCCGGAUGAACGGGGCCCGGGGCGGGGAACCGCGGGAAGCGAAAGCGAAAGCGGGCGUCGGAGCCGAGGCACCAUGGCGGUACCGCUGCUGGUGCGGCUCUGCCCCGCGCCCGACGACGGCGAGAAGGCGAUGCUGAAGCUGCACAGCUACUUCCAGUCACCCAAGCGCUCGGGGGGCGGCGAGUGCGAGGUGCGGGCGGACCCCGAGCCCGGCACCUACCGGGUGUACUUCAAGCUGGAGCGAGAUAAGAAGAGAGUGGAGUCCCGCGCGGAUCACAGCUUGGUGCUGGGGGGCAGGACGGUGGAGGUCGUCAUCCUGCAGCCCGGGGAAGGGGCUCGGAGCGAGGGCCCGGCCAUGGCGCAGGCCGCUCCCGGCCAACCCCAGCACCUCUCCCCGCCGGGAUCCGCAGGACUGCAGGCGGCUCAGGGACACCGGGACGCGGCAGCAGAAGUGCUGACCAAAAAGAUUUUUCUUACAGUGUCUGCGGUAUUGAAUACCAGUAUGUUCACUGAGCAGCAGAGGGAGAGAAUUGCUAUUAUUUGUCCAAACUUAAAAAGAGAAGGAAAUCCUGAUGUUGAUGGCUCUGAGAAACUGACAGGAGACUAUACAGAUAUAGAAAAAGCUUAUUGUUACUUUAAAGAUGUCCUUGCAGGCAAUGACCAACACUAUGAUUUCCUGCAUUCUGAAAGUAAGAAAGGUGUGGAAGAUGAGAAUGAUCUGAAUACCAAAGAAAUGAAUACUCUUAUAGUUCCAUCAGCUCUCUAUGAAUAUUUCUGUCAUACCUGCAAGGAACAAAUUAAAGAAAUGUAUGAACGUUUUGGAGUGGGUAUAAAAAGUAAAGAUUGUAACAAUGGAAACACUUUAAUAUCCUUCGCUUCUGAUACAAGUCCCACGUCAAUACGAAGAGCUAAUGAUUUUUUUACCAGCGCUUUUCAGAAGGUUGUUAAAGAUGUGACACAGGAAGAAAUUCCCGUAGCAAACAGUUACCAGUUAAAUGAGGCAAUGAUGAAGUUAAAUGCUAAGUUUAGUAAUCUUCUCACCAAACAGAAAGAUAAUCAAUUGCUCCUCCGUGGUCCAACAAAUGAGAUUUUAGCUGCCAAAAAAUUUCUAGCGGAGGAAAAGGAGAACAACCAAGAUGAAAAGAAUACCAAAAUAUCUGAACCGAACGCCUACAGCAGUGGAAUUGAAGUUGAUGCUUCUCUGUUUAAGCUGCUGGAACCUGUGUUAAGGAAAGAAAUUGAAGACAUUGAAGAAAGCUUUGAUGUUGUAAUAGAAAAGAUAGGCAGUUCAGGUAGCCAGCAGAUGCUCUUAGUUUUUAAGCCUAGGAACAAAACUUCUGAUCUGCUUCCACAUUCUAUUGAAAGUUUCAUCAAUGGUUUUCAGAAUGCCUUAGCAAUGUUAAGAGAAAAACUCAUCAGCUGGAAGCUUUCAGAACAUCAGAAAAGGAAAUUAAAUAUGCUUCUGGAUGAAAAGCAUUUGGAAAGCCUGCAUGUAAAACUUAAGACGACGGAAGACAAAUUAAUUUUAUGUGGUUUACCAAACCAUCUUCCUGCUGCUGAAAAGCUCAUUAGGAACCUUCUUAAUGCUGAAAACUCUGCAGAAACUAAAAAAAGGACACCGCUGUCCUCUGACCGCUACAACCAAGAAGCUUCAGGAGUGUCUGAGGAGAAAUACAGUGGCAGGCAAAAGAGUAGUUAUUCUUCCACGAAACAGGCUAAGGCAAAGGCCGAAGACACCGAUGAUACGUGCCCUAUUUGCAUGGAUAAAAUUAAUAAUAAAGAGAUCCUGACAAAGUGCAAACAUGCAUUUUGCAAAAGUUGCAUCAGCAUGGCUUUGGAAUACAAGAAAACUUGUCCCGUGUGUAAUACUGUCUAUGGGCUCGUGCAAGGAGAUCAACCAGAGGGAAGAAUGCAUUUUAGAAGGAUUUCUUCCACUCUCCCUGGCUAUCCUGGUUGUGGUACUAUUGAGAUUGAAUAUGUUAUGCAAAGUGGUAUUCAAACUGAGAACCAUCCAAACCCAGGGAAACCUUAUUAUGGAAUCACUCGAACGGCAUAUUUGCCUGACAAUAAGGAAGGGCAAGAAGUUCUGCAGCUCCUCAGAAGAGCCUUUAACCAAAAACUGAUUUUCACAGUGGGGAAUUCACGUACUACUGGUGCGGAAGAUGUUAUCACAUGGAAUGAUAUUCACCACAAAACCUCCAUGUAUGGUGGCCCUAUGAAAUUUGGUUACCCUGAUCCUGAUUAUCUGAAGAGGGUUCGAUCAGAACUGAAAGCAAGAGGAAUUGAAUAAAGAAAUCUAUCGGCUGUCAACUGUGAAGUGUGAUGACUCAACAUGCAGCAGUUCCUCUACUAUUCUGGCACUACAAGGGGAGAAGUUGGUUUGUUCAACUGCUAUACUUAAGUCGCCUGUAUUUCACUCUCAGCUAAGAAAAGUAAUCUUCUCUGAUCAGGCUGUGUUUGUUUCUUUUGCACGACUUGCUUCUGUGAACAAUGCUUCCCUAUAUACUUCCUCCCUUACAGAAUCUGGGACCUGUGAGUCCACCAUCUGUACUUGCACUCGUCAGACAGCAGAUUGUGUGUCUUACUCUCAUUUUACCAGUGAAUCUGAUCUGCAUUUUAUCCCACAGGCCUUCAGUCUGACCGCUGAACUGACAAAACCAUUACUAGCUUGUCUUCUGCCAAAUACUUGACCUUCACUAUAUUACAUCAGCUGUUCUAUAUGCCAUCAUGUAACCUAUGUGCUGGAGGAUUUUUAUGUGUGUGAUGCAGUAUCAGCUGUAUAUGGCCAUCCUGCUUUGCUUCUUUUUCUUUCCAGGGUACAAAUGGCGUUAGUGGUGUGGCUUCUAACAAUGUGAUGAGCACUGAUAAUGGUGUGGAUAGGCUCUGUGGUUGCUGCUGUAUUUUUAACUGUGUCCAGAAAUACUGAAUGCUCAGAGAGCCUCCUUGGAACGAAAGGAAAGUAACAGUGCUUACCGCCAUCUCUGGUAAUGAGGUCCAGCUCUGUGCCCUUUGUUAUAUUUAAGCUUAAAUAUUACUUUUAAGUCAGCUUUGUUUGUAACAACACUAUUCUUCCCAUUGAUUCCAACACGUGGUUUAAAUUCUAUAAUAAAAAUACUUUGCCAUUCUUCUU